UGUACACUUCUUUCUCAUCUUGUGAAGACUUACAAUCACGGCGAUUUGAUACUCAAGUGGUGAUUAACGUUAAGAGUGAUGUUUACCUUUAUUGGCUCCAUUGCACUCCUAUGUGUUGCUACAUUUGCAGUUGGUGCCGAUUUAAAGAAUGCAAUUAAAAGAAAUAAAGCUUGCAAAGAAGCUAUGGACAUUGGAAUAAUCAUGGACGCAUCAAGUAGCGUAAGAAGGAAGAAUUACAACAAGAUGAAGCUCUUUAUCAAAGACAUGGUGAACGAUUUUGAAAUUUCUGAAAAGAAUGUCCGAUUUGGUAUCAUUCAUUACUCAAACUAUGCUCGCCUGGACUUCAGCUUCAACGAUCGCCGUUUCCAUAACAGAAACAACCUCAAGGCAAAAAUUGAUUCCAUCGUAUAUUCUUACGGUGGCACUCGUACAGAUCGGGCACUAAGGCUGGCCAGCAGGAAAUUGUUCUGUUUAUCUUGCUCCCGCGUCAAAGCAAGAAAGGUUUUGAUAGUCAUCACAGAUGGCAACACAAACAGAUCUUCUGAGAGUCUGGAGAGAGCAAGCAGAUACAUGAAGGAACAAAAUGUGAUUAUUCUGUCCCUUGGCAUUGGAAACAGAAUAUCGAUGUCAGAAUUACUGGAAAUUGCAUCAGAGCCAAAAGAAAAGCAUGUCUUCAAGCUUAAUUCCUUCGAUGAUUUGAAAUCGAUGCUGAAUUCGAUUGAGGAACAAGCGUGUGCCAAAAUACUCUAAUCUUGUACGUAGUUGCAAGCAUCUUUGGUGCCCAGUUUAAGAAGUAUCAACAAGUCUAAAAACAAUUUAUACAAAAAUGUAUUUAUCAUGAAUUUAGAACGUUUGAUGUGCUAUGAAAACUAUAAGUGAA
Messenger RNA from Rhopilema esculentum, 880 nucleotides. The record is from RefSeq and is a predicted model, not a curated record. Lineage: Eukaryota; Metazoa; Cnidaria; Scyphozoa; Rhizostomeae; Rhizostomatidae.